GACCUGCAAGCCGCCCGCGCCCUCCUAGUGGUCGCCAUCGUCUUGGCCGUCCUGGGUUUACUGGUGGCCAUCGUGGGCGCCCAGUGCACCCGCUGCGUGGAGGACGACCCAAAGGCCAAGAUCCCCAUCGUCUCCGGCGUCAUCUUCAUCCUCUCCGGCAUCAUGACCCUCAUCCCUGUCUCCUGGUCGGCCAACACCAUCAUCCGGGAUUUCUACAACCCGCUGGUGCUCGACGCGCAGAAGCGGGAGCUGGGCACCUCGCUCUACGUGGGCUGGGCGGCCUCGGCCCUGCUGCUGCUGGGGGGCCCCCCCAAAGAUGACAGGUCCCCCACCGGCAAGGUGGCCUACUCCGCCCCGCGCUCCGCUGUCACCAGCUACGACAAGAGGAACUAUGUCUGA
Molecule: messenger RNA, 399 nt
Organism: Pterocles gutturalis (yellow-throated sandgrouse)
Lineage: Eukaryota; Metazoa; Chordata; Aves; Pterocliformes; Pteroclidae
Product: claudin-3-like
Biological process (GO): bicellular tight junction assembly; cell adhesion
Cellular component (GO): bicellular tight junction; plasma membrane
Molecular function (GO): structural molecule activity
Source: RefSeq, a predicted model, not a curated record